This is a messenger RNA of Paramecium sonneborni, 1014 nucleotides long. NCBI's taxonomy places the organism in Eukaryota, Ciliophora, Oligohymenophorea, Peniculida, Parameciidae. The record is from the annotation of a GenBank genome assembly.
AUGAAAGAAACAACACAUCUUUUCUCGAAAUAUUAAUUAGAAUACAUACAAAAAAUAGGUGAAGGAGCAUUUGGAAAAGUAUACAAAGCAUUUGAUUAAACAACAAAUAAAAUUGUAGCUGUCAAAGUAUUUGUUAAAUUUUACUAAAGGUUCUAAAUACAGAUGAAGAAUAGGAAUUGCUUUAAUCUUUGAAUCAUAAAAAUAUUGUGAAACAUAUUAGAGGGUAUUGAUUCCAGUUUUCAUUACAUAGAUCAACCUAGCUCUUAGUAAUGGAAUAUAUGGAAGGAGGUUCAUUAAAUAAUUAUAUGGUUUCAAAUCCAAAUUUGAAUGAAGAGUAAUGCAUCUAAUUCAUAAAAUCUAUUCUUGCAGGUUUGAGUUAUCUGCAUUAACAUAAUGUUAUUCAUCGAGAUAUUAAACCUGGUUUUUUUUUAUUAUUAUAAAACUUUAGAUAAUAUCUUACUAACCAAAGAUUUAAUACCAAAGAUUGCUGAUUUUGGUCUCAGUAUCUAAUUUGAAAGCUUUGAUUUCUCCACUUGCAAGUGUGGUACUUAUUUAUAUAUGGCUCCUGAAAUUUUAUAAAACAAAUUAUAUUCUAAGGUAUAAGACUUAUAUAAAUUAGCCAGUUGAUAUUUGGGCUACUGGAAUUAUUAUGUAUCAAUUACUUUAGGGAAUUCAUCCUUUCUAUAUAUAAGAUUCAACAAAGCAAUAAUACCUUUAAAAUGUAUUAGAAAAACCUUUAUAUUUUAAAAAACAAAUCUCUUUAUAGGCCAAAGAUUUACUUAUUCGUCUAUUAAAAUUAGAUACUACUGAUCGUUAUACAGCUAGUCAAGCUUUGUAACAUCCUUGGCUUACUAAAUAAGAUAGUAUGCCUUUAAGUCUUUUUGAAUAAUUUAAAUUAUUUGAUUGCAAAAACAAAUUUAUGAAUGUAUUUAGAUUAUUUAGACUUAGAUAAUUAAAUUGCUGAUAUUUAUUCAAGAAUUAAAAAUUCCUAAAUUCUCUUAUGGAUACAUUUNA